AUGGCUGCCUGGGUGCUUCUCCUGGGCAUUCUGUUCCUUCUGUUCCCACCUGUCCCGGCCCCCUGCCACACCGCCACACAGUCCGAAUGCCAGCAAGUUCACCAUUUAGUGCCUGGUGUGGAGCUGGCUGGAGAAGGUGUGGAUGUGACUACCCUCCGGCGCUCAGGCUACUUCCUAGUUGACAGAGAGCGUCUCUGGAGACCUGAUGACACCUGCACCCUCUGCAGUAGCGCCCAGAAGCCAGACACCCUCUGGCUCCUGCCUGUAGCCUUCACUGACUGGCAUGCGUCAGGCACAGGCUGCCGACGCCAAGUGACGAAGACCAACAUCGUCUCCACAGAGGACAUGGCGAAGGAAGUAGCCAAAAGCAUCACCAACAACUGGAAAGGUGGGCUGAAUGUUACUCCCAAACCAGCCGUCAAUGUGCAGGUGACACUGGCCGGCUCCCAUUCAAAGGAGGCCAACUUUGCAGCAGAGAAGGCUCACCAAGACAAUUACGUCUUCAGCAGGGACCUGGUGGAGUGUCAUUUCUACAGCUUUCGUGUGGUGCAUGAUCCCCCACUGCACCCUGAUUUCAAGCGGGCCAUCAAGGACUUGCCUUCCCACUUCAACACCUCCACGGAGUCCGACUACUUCAGGCUCAUCUCCAACUAUGGCACGCACUUCACCCGGGCUGUCAAUCUGGGGGGUCAGGUUUCAGCCAUCACUGCUCUGCGUACCUGCAAGCUGGCCUUGAAAGGGCUCACUACCGAUGAGGUGAGUCACUGCCUGGAUGUCGAGGCAGCCCUCAGCAUAGGCGGCAAAAGCAGCAACUCUGAAGAAGUCAAAGCCUGUAAGAAAAAAAAGCAUCAGCACAACAUGACAACCAACUUCCACCAGGUCUACAGUGAGCGCUAUUCUGAAGUGAUUGGGGGGCCCCACACCUCUAUGCCUGACCUGCUAUUUGGGGCAAAGGCUGGACCUGAGCAGUUCUCUACCUGGUUGACUUCGCUGCAGGACUACCCUGGCCUGGUGGACUAUAGCUUGGAGCCUCUCCAUGUGCUCAUGAAUAAGAAGGACCCCAAGAGGGAGGCCCUGAGACAGGCUGUGAGUAAAUAUGUGAUGGACAGGGCAAGAUGGAAGGACUGCAAUCGACCCUGUCCCCCAGGACAGUUGAAGAACCCCCAUAACCCAUGUCAGUGUAUGUGCGUGGGCUCAGGGAGCACCAACCAGGACUGCUGUCCCCGUGAGAAGGGCCUGGCCGAGUUGCAGGUGAUGAACUUCCAGGCAACAGAUUUGCGGGGAGACAUUGUCACUUCCACAGACGCCUACCUUAAGGUAUUCUUUGGUGGCAAGAAGCAGAGAACAUAUACCAUUUGGAACAACAACAAUCCCACUUGGACAGCACGGCUGGACUUUGGGGACGUGCAGCUCUCCACAAAAGAGCACCUGGAGGUGCAGGUUUGGGAUGAGGAUUUUGGCUGGAAUGAUGAUCUCCUUGGUACCUGCAAUGAGACUGUCCACUCAGGCACACAUCAAGUAAACUGCAAGCUAUCUCAUGGUCAACUGAGAUUCCAAUAUCAGGCCAACUGCUUGCCGCACCUGACAGGGAAUACCUGCCAGGAGUAUGCCCCACAGGGUUAUCUGGGAGAGGCCCCAGGAAAUCGAAGUGGGGCAGUGUGGUGA
Molecule: messenger RNA, 1665 nt
Organism: Elephantulus edwardii (Cape elephant shrew)
Lineage: Eukaryota; Metazoa; Chordata; Mammalia; Macroscelidea; Macroscelididae
Gene: PRF1
Product: perforin 1 (pore forming protein)
Exons: 2
Coding region: 1-1665 (554 amino acids)
Source: RefSeq, a predicted model, not a curated record